UGACAACUAUAAAUAAGUUGAUAUUAAGUUGAAAAAAAAUUAGAAACAAUGAAUUUGCUACCUAAAACACACGAGGAAUUUAGCCAAGUCGACUACUGGAAUACAUUUUUCAAGAAACGUGGUAAAAAACAUUUUGAAUGGUAUGGAGAAUAUCCAGAAUUAUGUAGCCUACUUCUAAAAUACAUCAAAGUAAAAGAUAAUAUUUUAAUUGUUGGUUGCGGUAAUUCAACAGUCAGUAUGUGUCUAUACGAUGCUGGUUAUAGAAAUAUUACUAAUAUUGAUAUAUCUCAUAUUGUCAUUAAGCAAAUGCAUGAUAUUAAUGCGUCUGUGAGACCAGAUUUAGUUUAUGAACAAAUGGAUGCUACUCGAUUAACAUAUUCAGAUGAUACAUUCAGUGUUAUAUUGGAUAAAGGUACUUUAGAUGCUCUUAUGCCAGAUACUAAAGAAGAAACACUAUCCAUCAUUAAUAAAUAUUUUAAGGAAAUUUCAAGAGUUUUACGUAAUGGUGGUAGAUACAUUUGUGUCUCAUUACUUCAGGAACAUAUCUUAAAAAAAUUGCUAUCUUAUUUUCCGUAUUCUGGAUUUAUGUUUCGUAUAGUACGUUGCCACGAGGCGGAGGCAAAGACACGAAUAGAAGAAGGAAGUUCGAUUCCAGUUUUCGCAGUGAUCGCCACAAAAUUUAUUAAUCUACCUCAAAUUGUUCUGGAAGUAGCAUUAGUCGAUGGUCCUCCAAAGCGAUUAUCAUCAGUAGAUGACAUGGUGUCAGCUAUUUUAUCAGUACAACAAUCGGCAUUGAUUUGUAAUAGCCUUCAAAAGCGUAGCGUGGCCGAUGUUGGAGAAAUCUCAUUAGAUUUACAUUAUCCCGAUGAUAAACAUCCACGUUAUACAAUUUACGUUUUAGACCAGCCUAGAAUUCGUGGCACAAAAAGUUACGCGGCAUUUAUAGUGCCGCAAGGAAAGGAAACGGAUUGGUUAUUUAGUACCAAGGAAGGAAGACAGCAGGUUCUUAAAAGCGCCCAACAAGAUAGACUUGCUAUCGUUACGUUACGCAGAGAACAUAAAUUUGAUAGUUGGGAUGCUGUGAAAAGUGAACUGGAAGAGUGCAUUUUAAAUCUAGCACCCGAGGGUUUAUCUGGUAAAAGUAAUAUCCCAUUUUUGUCGUUGGGUUCAGACGUGGGUGUUAGAAAGACGUGUUACGAAGGGAACAGUGAUUUAAGCGGUCCUUUUGUUGUGGAGGAGAUCGAGAAAGAUGGUUGUGAAUUUAGGAGAUUGAUAUUCUUAAAUAAUCCUUAUGUAAUUCAAAGUGAAGCUCGCCUUAAGCAAGCUAAAUCCAGACGGGGUAAAAUGAAGAAAAUCAUUGAUCCUGGAUUUUUAGCAUGCGAUCAUCAUUUGUAUAUGAGCAUUGGUGUUACUGCUGCUAUAAGUGUUAAGGAAUGCGAUGAAAUCAUGAUCAUAGGACUAGGUGGAGGAAGUCUAUGUACAUUUCUGUACAACUGUUUUCCUAAAUUAAACAUCGUAGUGGUUGAAAUUGAUGAUGCGAUGUUGAAGAUUGCUACUGAGUACUUUGGUCUUAUUCUUGAUAAUAGAAUGAAAGUUGAAAUUGCGGAUGGAAUUAGGUUCAUCAAGGAGAGCGCAACGAAAGGAAGGAAAUUCAAAGCUGUACUUUUCGACGUAGAUAGUAAAGACACCACAGUUGGAAUAAGUUGUCCGCCUAAACAGUUUUUAGAAAGUUCUAUUAUAAAAUCAGUCGCUGAUUGUUUAAUGGAUGGUGGUUUUUUCGUUUUGAAUUUAGUCAGCCGAGAUCAAAGUAUAAAGAAGAAAGUGAAAAACGAUCUUAAGUCUGUGUUUAAGUCCAUCGCGUGUUAUUCGGUGCAGGACGAGGUAAAUGAAAUUGUAAUAUGUUCGGUAAAUGAAAACGAUACUGUUAGAUGGAAGAGUAAAUUACAAACAGCUGCCACGACAUUAAACGAACAAGUGUCUGUAAGAAAGUUAUUAAAUAAUGCGGAUACAAUUGAUUUAUCAUCUUUCAUGGAAAACUUGUGCAUAGAGUCAUAGUUAAAAAGAUCCUAUUUAACUAUCUGCAUUUUUGUACAUAGUAAAGUGUCUUUUAUAAAAGAUCUCUCAUCCCUAUUUUUAUUAUGAGUAUUUUGCCAAGAAUUUUCAUGGUAGAAUGAUUCUCGCAUAUUUUAUAGCUCUCAGAAAACGUCACGUGAAAAUAGUGUACAAAGCAGAGUAAAUAACGUUCUGCGACCCUUCAUGUUACGAUAUGUUUGAUUAAAAAUCAAAAAAAUGCGAGCUCGGUUCACGACAUUCGCAUGUUAGAAAGAUUGCGUGUUAUUAAAGUAACGUUAAUCGCGAUGAACACGAAGCAUUAUCUUUUAUACAGAUUUUAUAGUUGUCGCAUAGUGUAUAUAUAUAUAUAUAUAUAUAUAUAUAUAUAUAUAUGUAUAGUAAGUAAUAAUAAUUAAAAGUGUAUCCUUCAAAUCUAAAUAUCUGAUUCUAAAAUCAGUCAUUUAAUAAUUUAAUUUUAGAUCAAUCGAUAAUGUCGGUAAUAUCGAUAAUGCCAAACGUCAUAGUAUCGAUACUAAUCAUAAUCAUAAUCUGACUUUAGUAUUAUUCGAUCUUACAUGUCGCUUUGUCAUUACAACGAAUAUAUUUUUUGUUUUUACAACAGCUUUCACGUUGUUCAUCGAUUUUUUUUAAUAGCGUUAUGCAGGUAGAAAUGAUAUUAAUAAUUGUUUCGUGCGGAGUCAUAAGUAGGAUCGUGGUAACACAUCGUUAAAACGUCGAGCAAAAGCGAGUAUAGUUAUCUUUAUUUUUACAAUCAAUGAUGACCCACAUUAUCAGCUGUCGUUUAACAUUCUUUUAUCGACUUCUUUCCAUUUAUUAUAAUCACUUUUGCGGAACAGGCUUGUUGAUCAGUAUUGAAAUUUACGAGGGUCUUGCAUUAUUCAUGUCAUUUAUUUCAAUACGGUAAGCAAUUAAAAAA
Messenger RNA from Osmia lignaria (orchard mason bee), 2989 nucleotides. RefSeq names its product eEF1A lysine and N-terminal methyltransferase homolog. The record is from RefSeq and is a predicted model, not a curated record. Gene Ontology annotation, molecular function: S-adenosylmethionine-dependent methyltransferase activity. NCBI's taxonomy places the organism in Eukaryota, Metazoa, Arthropoda, Insecta, Hymenoptera, Megachilidae.